Ceutorhynchus assimilis (cabbage seed weevil) is the source of this 2703-nucleotide messenger RNA. Lineage: Eukaryota; Metazoa; Arthropoda; Insecta; Coleoptera; Curculionidae. The record is from the annotation of a GenBank genome assembly.
AUGGUAGAUGAAUUUUGUGAAGAGUUCCCACACAACUUUAUACCAACUCCCGGCUAUUGGAUUGAAUGUUCGAGACAAAAAAUCACCACUGAUACCAUUUGGGAUGAAAGCGAAAGUGAUCACGAUAAUGAAAUUCAAGAAGGCAAUGAAGAAACUACUGAUGGUACUGACCAGGAAAAUGGACAUCAUGAAAUGCGAAGAAGAGACAGAAGCUGUGAUGAUUUAUACGAAGACGACGAAGACGAUGACAAUUCAUUACCGCGAAAGAAAACGACGAUUGAAGAACAGUGGGAAAAGAAUCAGGGCUUUGAGCUUACCAGCGUGGAACAGGAAACUUACGAACGAUAUUUCUAUGGUACUGAACAUUGGAACUAUUUCACUAACGAUGAGGAUUUGGGGCCCGUUAUAUUGUCCAUUAAACAGGAAACUCUGAACAAUCGGGACCAAUUUAGGAUAUUGGUUCGAGCAAUCAGCUACACAGUCCACGGUCUGAUACCGGCAAGUUGUGUGUUCGCUGACCGAUAUAAUCGAGAAGAAGUGGUUAGAUCCUUGGGGAAAGAAGUAAACAUCAAUCCACCAUUAAUAUUAGGCCAACUGCCCGAUACUCCUGAGGAAUUGCUGAAACUGGAUCAGGUUUUCAUAAAAUCCGAACUUAAAGUUGGCGUGAUUUACGUGAAAGAAGGCCAAUACACUGAAGAAGAGAUUCUUGACAAUAAUGACAAUUCGAUGCUUUUUGAAGAAUUUUUGCAAAUAUUAGGGGAAAAGGUUAGAUUACGUGGCUUCGAUAGAUAUAAAGGUGGUUUGGAUACUGUUCAUGAUCUAACAGGUUUGUACUCAAUUUAUACAAACUGGAGAAACAUUGAAAUAAUGUUCCAUGUGAGUACACUGUUGCCAUAUGAGAGACACGAUCCUCAAAAAUUGCAAAGAAAAAGGCAUAUUGGAAACGAUAUUGUUUGUGUGGUGUUUUUGGAAGCUGAUAAUACUUCAUUUUCACCUGCCUGUAUAAAAAGCCACUUUCUACACACUUUUAUAUUAGUUCGUACAUCUCCCCGAAUCAAACGCAAACCCACUCGUUAUGAAGUGUCAGUAGUAACCAGAGAUGAAGUUGGGGCUUACAAGCCUUACUUAUGGGAACAGAGUCUUUUUGAUAAAGGCCCUAUGUUCAGAGAAUGGAUCUUAACCAAAAUUGUCAAUGGAGAAAGAGCCAGCUACUCUGCGCCGAAAUUUGCCAGGAUGCAAGAACGUACCAGAUCUCAAAUGCUAGAAGAUAUUGUUGCUAAUUUACAAAAUCACGCCGAAACUGGACAAAUACCCAAACCUUAUAGAAGAGGCAAGAGCUCCUGGAGACCUAUCGGUCAUAUGAGACCUUCGUCACCACUAUUGGACAGUGUAAGAGACCAGUUUGAGGAUUAUGAUCAAAUUGCUAAGGAUUUCACUAAGUUUUUCCUCAAUACAGAAGACAAUUCCGCAGCAAAUGCCCUAUUGUUCGAUGUUACAUUUAUGGUUGGCCAGAGUAAACAAAAAGUCAAGCUAGUUGGAGUAAGAGCUAUCCUUGGUGUAAGGAGUAGAGUGUUCCAAGAGAUGUUGUACGGAAUACAAACUGGUUUUGGUUCACCUCAAGUCCCAGUGGCGGAACUCCUAUCUCGCCCGGUACCAACUCUUCUCAGUCCUCAACAAACCAGACCAAAGUCAAGCAACUUUCUCCAAGUGCCGGACAUCGAAAGUCCAAGACCCAAGAGUGUGCCCAGCUCUCCAAUGGUUAAAAGAGCGUUCACAAGAUUGGGUACGAUCACUGCUGGCUGGGGACGUUCGAUACGAAAGCAUAAUGCUCAACAGUUGUCGGCCGAUGAUAAAAAGAAAUGGGCGAGUAGUCAGGAUUGCUCCAAUAAAGAAGGUAAAGACAAGGAGGGUAGAGAAAAAUGCCCCUCUCAGCUACCAGUGCCAAGACUAAGCGUUUGCGCGGACGCUCAGAAAGUAGACAGGGCAAAGCUUGCGCAGACUGAAUUUUCUAUUAUUGAAUUUGACUCUGAUACAUUUAGGAUAUUAUUAGAUUAUCUACACACAGGAUCGUGUCCUCUAACAUGCUCGACAAUACCAGGUUUAAUAUGCGCAGCAGAACAUUACGACUUACCAGAUCUUUUGCAGGCCUGUUUCCAUCACGCCAAGCAAUUCUUACGUAUCGAAGUGGUAUGUUGUAUGUUAUGUUCUCUGGAAAACUAUUAUUGGCGAUACACGUCAGCCUCAGAAUUGGUCAACAUGAUUUUGGCUUUUGUUGAAACCAGAGCUUACGCUUUAUUUCAAUCAGCUGAAUUUUUAAAUUUGAGCGAAUCUAUGGUUCAAAUGAUUAUGUGUAGGAAUCUGGAAAUUCCGGAAAUCAGGAAAUUCGAAUCGAUGCUGUCAUGGGCGCGUCACAAAAUCCGUACAAAGACUUCGAGUAAACUAGAUGCCAAGUUAGAGUUUAAGUGUAUUAUGGAACGUUUGGCACGGGAUUUGAAAUUGUAUAGAAUAUCGCCACAGGAACUGAUAAAGGUUGUUCUGCCUUCAAAAGCGAUCAAAAACGAACGGAUACUAGAAACAUUGAUGUUCCAAGCAAACUCUGGCAUGUACAGAAUACAAGACUCUUACAUAAAGGAAUGUACUCAAAGACUGCAGAAACAAGACUCUCGUUUUUCGGAAUGGGAAUCGUUCGACUACGGCACUUAG